UCAAUGAACUUGGGAGGUUUAGCAUCCGAGCCAACAAUGAUGCCUAUGAGAUUGUAAGUGCAUAGUAAUGGCAGAAACUGAGCCAUCCGUGCCAAAUAAUUGGUACCAUCGAGUUUGGAUGACACCAAUCGGGUAGUGUUUGGUAAAGAAAGGGUGGUAGCGGCCGUUAGCAUACACAAAUGACAUAAUGUUCACAAAAUAACUUAACUAAAAAAAAAUUAUGGUUAAAUGAAGAAAUCAAUACCUUGAUUUCCUCUUUUUAAAGCGAGACGUUAAUCUUAACUGAACUCUGUAAAACUAGAUAAAUACAUGUCAUACAUGCAAACGAACAAGGAAAAAUAAUAAAUGGACGGUAAAUAUGGGCUUAAAUUAUAGACUAAGUAAAGUAGGCCCAAAAGCCUGAUCUUGAUUCUCUAACCCUAUUAAACCAAAUCACUAAUUUAAGCCCAUAGUCCACCUAUCUCAAAAUUAGCCUAAUCAGCAAAAAAAAGAAAAAAAAAUCAAAUACCUCUGCUCAACUUUGCUCUCCGUAACCUCUGUUUCAUCUCCUGUCAAAGGCAACCGCCAUACCUCCCAUCGGCGACCUCUUCUUCGAUCCGGACUACAUCAGUCGCAGUCUCGACUCUGACUACUGUCAACGGACUAUAGAGCCAACGCCGGUAUCGUUCCAGGCUUCGUCUCGUUCCCGCGACAGGCAGGUGGCUGCUAGGUUCUCAAAGAACUGUCUUCAAUCCCUUGAAGAGAGAUAUUUUAAGGAGUUUUCUGUGACCACCCUUUGAAUGAAGAAUGAGAAAGCUUUGUGAUUCUCUCCAAUCCCUUGGAGAGGUGGCUGCUAGAGGUGAGGUGCUGGCAAAGGGCAAAGGACAAAGGUGGCAUUAUGGUGCUAAUGUUGGACUCUUGUGUGAAUAAGCAUUGUACUCUUGAUACCAUGUUUUUUGGAUAAGGUUUUGAUUCCUACAGCUCUCAGGUUCCCCUAGAGUUUAGUCUCUGGUGAUAUGGCUGGCAUAUUUGACGACGAGCUUUACCAGACCUUGACAAUCUAUGAGUAUAUCGAUAAGGUCGAUGCAGAGGAGUUGGAAGCUGAUUUAGUUUUAGGAGGAGAUGAAGGCAAGGAGUGUACCUAUGCCAUGGGUUAUAUGAAGAGACAGGCAAUUUUCUCAUGUAUGACAUGCACACCAGAUGGCAAUGCUGGAAUGUGCACUGCUUGCAGCUUGUCUUGUCAUGAUGGCCACGAGAUUGUGGAGCUGUGGACAAAGAGAAGAUUUCGCUGUGACUGUGGAAAUUCAAAAUUUGGGGAGUUUUCCUGCAAGCUUUUUGCAAAUAAGGAUGUGGAAAAUGCUCAUAAUUCAUAUAAUCACAACUUCAAAGGUCUGUACUGUACUUGUGAUCGGCCCUACCCUGAUCCAGAUGUUAAUGAACAAGUAGAGAUGAUACAAUGCUGUAUCUGUGAGGACUGGUUCCAUGAGGUGCAUCUUGGUCUUCAUUCUCUUCACGAGAUUCCUAGAGAUGAGGAAGGAGAGCCAAUAUACGAGGAUUUUAUUUGCAAGUCAUGUUCUGCCGCUUGUUCUUUUCUGACUCUAUAUCCUCAAACAAUAUGGGUGAAGGGAGAGCAACAUGAUGCUGCUGCCGAUGAGGUUACUUCCAGUACUAGUGAGGGGAAAAAUGUAUUGGAGGAUAUUUCGUCAGCUGAGGAAUCUAGGAAGCUUGAGAAAGCUCGUGGUUCUCGUAAUUCUCCUAAUAGCAAUAAUCUUAUAUCCAUGUCUGAGCCUGUGUCUGCUGGGAAGGAGGUUGUUAUUGGAGAAAGCUCUAAGAUCAUUGAUACAAGCCAAUGCACAAAAAACGUUACUCCAAGUGGUCCUUGUCUUCUUGGAGUGGAUGUGGCAGUUGUUUGCCCUGUUUCUGAAGGUAAACCACUUUUUCUCUCCAAAAACUGGAGGGAGUCCCUCUGCAGAUGUGAAAUGUGUGUUGAUAUGUACAACCAAAGGGGUAUCAGUUAUCUGCUUGACAAGGAGGACUCAAUAGCGGAGUAUGAAAAAACGGCAACACAAAAAAGGGAAGAGAAGUUGCAGCAACGGGAGGGUGCUGAGGUUAAUUUCUUUAACAAACUUGGUCAUGUGGAGAAAAUGCAGAUCCUGAGCGGCAUUGCAGACUUCAAGGAUGAGUUUCGUUCUUUCCUGGAGAAUUUUGACUCAUCUAAGCCCAUCACCUCUGAUGAUGUUCUCCAGAUUUUUGAGAAUCUAAGAAAGAAACGCCAGCGCGUGCAGUGAGUUUCUAUUGCAUCUUUACUGCAAUUGCACUGCAUUUGUUGAAAAUAGCCUCCUGUGGUGGGUCUGAUGCUUUGUUUAAAAAUGGUUGACAUAUAAACACUUGCGAAGCUUUUAGCUGUUUUUUAAGUUACAACUCCUCUCUAGUAUGAACGACAGUUUUCUAGAGUUGCUUGUAAUCUAAAUUGCAGACUUAACUUGGAUUCUCCUAUAGUCCUAUUUCUAUACUGGCAGUCCAGUAUCCGUAUGGUCAGUUGAUUUACUUGUUCAGUUGUAUUUGUUCCCUGUUUAGCUUCCCUUAGGGGAGAUUUUUUUCUGAAUGCAACACACACCCCUUUGCAUAAA
Molecule: messenger RNA, 2609 nt
Organism: Tripterygium wilfordii
Lineage: Eukaryota; Viridiplantae; Streptophyta; Magnoliopsida; Celastrales; Celastraceae
Product: putative E3 ubiquitin-protein ligase UBR7
Exons: 8
Coding region: 996-2267 (423 amino acids)
Cellular component (GO): cytoplasm
Molecular function (GO): ubiquitin protein ligase activity; zinc ion binding
Source: RefSeq, a predicted model, not a curated record